Messenger RNA from Halichondria panicea, 606 nucleotides. RefSeq lists its product as uncharacterized. The transcript has 3 exons. The coding region runs from base 79 to 591 and encodes 170 amino acids. The record is from RefSeq and is a predicted model, not a curated record. NCBI's taxonomy places the organism in Eukaryota, Metazoa, Porifera, Demospongiae, Suberitida, Halichondriidae.
UUCACUAGACCAGAGGCAUAAUUUCCUUAUGAUGUUCCAUUUGCAUACUUCAAGGGUCCAUCUGAUGCACAGCUUAGGAUGGCCAUUGACUACAAUGGGGAAGGAACAGCUUCAGCAGAGGAGUUUGGUAUAGGUCAGAGUGUUGUUUCUCUACCUCUCAACCCUGGUGGAACUACCUCCAUCACCUUCCAAGCAGACAGAGUGGCAUUGGAACUAGAUGAGACUUUUGUGUUGGAGUUGACCCUACUUGCAAUUGGUGUGGCAAAUGGCCAAAGGGGAGAUUUUGAAUCAUCUUUACAAAAUGUGUUCUUUCGAAGUAGGCAGGAGUUUAUUAUACAAGAUAGCACAGCCCUCGUUUUUCGGUUGAGAGAGAGCGAGAGAGUUGUAGAUGAGGGUAAUAGAUUCAUCCCCGUUGAGGUAACAGUGGCCAAUGAGGUAGAACUGGCCUCCAAUAUCUCACUAGUUCUGACACCCAUGAUGGCUACUGAAGAUUUUAGGCCUCUACCAACUACCAGACCAUUUGCAAGAGCUAACACUAGUAAGCUGAACGUUUUUUUAAUUCAAUCUUAUCACUCUGACUAUAGUGACUAGUAACCAUACAUUAAA